Molecule: messenger RNA, 5495 nt
Organism: Metopolophium dirhodum (rose-grain aphid)
Lineage: Eukaryota; Metazoa; Arthropoda; Insecta; Hemiptera; Aphididae
Product: collagen alpha-1(I) chain-like
Exons: 55
Coding region: 228-5474 (1748 amino acids)
Molecular function (GO): extracellular matrix structural constituent
Source: RefSeq, a predicted model, not a curated record
CGCGCCGGCGAUUUUUUUUCACAUUGGCGCGGACCGCCGUACCGAUUGCACGUGUCGCCUCGCGCGCUUUACCGCAACGUCGCCGUCGCAUACACGCACGUCCCGCAUAGGCCUAUACUGCUGCUUGUUCUAGUGCAGCACGCGUCCCACAUAUCUGCGCGCGCCGCCCACCGUGUUUAUAUAUUUACCAUAUUGUUUUGCGGCUUGUCUUUGCUCGUCGCCGUCCCAUGCACGGCCCGAGUAGCGCAGUGGCCUGCGCGCUGUGGUUGACAUGCGUGGCGCUACUUCUGACGGCCGAAGGGGCCGCUCCGGGGACCCGCCGUCACGAUAGACGCGUCCGGCCAGGGUCGGCGGUGGCCGCGGACCGGUCCGCCAACAACGCCGCCGGCGCCGCGAUGGACGCCGAUGACUACGACCGCGACAACUACGACGAAGACUACGAAGACAGUGGAGAUUCCCAAAAGCGGCCGCCACCACCGCCGCCGCCACCACCGCCGAAAACGUCUGCGUCACUCACCCCCGACCACCGUGAAUCGAUAAACAAAUCUUCAUUGGACUCUUAUCCCCCAACUUUACUACCACCUGUACAACCACCGUACGAAAAACACCCCUCAGAACCUAACCAACCAGAGCAGUACCCAAGUGAAACAAAAGAUGAUCCAACUACUCAACGAUCUGAUCAAGAACCUGAUAUACCAGAUGAACCACCAGAAACACCAGAUGAACCACCAGAAAUACCAGAUGAACCACCAGAAAUAUUGGACAAACCUCAAGAAAGACCAAUAGAACUACCAGAAACACGAGAGGUACCUCAGGAAAGUCCAGAAAAUGUUACGGAGGGACAAAAAGAGUUCAUAGAAACAACAGAAAGGUCGGAGGAACCCGCAGAAAGGCCAGAAGAGCCCAUGGAAAUACCUGAAGCACCCAUAGAAAUACCAGGAGAACCUACAGGAAGUCCAAAAGAGGUUACAGAAAGGCCAAAUGAACCAGCAGAAAGGCCAGAAGAGCCCAUAGAAAUACCAGAAGAACCCACUGAAAUUCUAGAAAAACAAGCUGAAAAUCCAGAACCCACCGAAAAACCUGCAGAAAUACCAGAAGAGUCUCAAAGAUUUGAUUUAACUGAAAUUCCGUAUAUAUCUAGAACACCAGUAUAUAAUACAACGAAAUAUAAAGAGACUAAUGAGUAUAAAACAAUAAUUAAGAGUUCAUAUAUUCCACCACGACCUGUAGAAGAAAUUACUAGUGAACCACCAUUUAAACAACCAAUGAAAAUUACACCAUUUAGAUCACCACUAAAUAAAACCGUCAUAAACCGAAAACAAGAAGUUUUCAAAGAAUCUCAUGUUUACAUAGACAGUGAUUUCCAACAAGUGCCACACUCAACAAUACCACCAUUCUAUUCAGUUCCAUCUAUUCGAGGAGAACCAGGUCUUCAAGGCGAACCAGGAAAACCUGGACAAUAUGGUGAACGAGGUGUCCCUGGUACACCGGGAGUCCCAGGAAUGCCUGGAAUUCCCGGACCAACUCCGGAUGUUAGCACAUAUUACCAGCAAUUAGCUCAAGUUCACGGAAAUCUAGAUAAAGGUCCUAUAAAUAGCGGUUAUCCACCAGAAGCAUUCCAUACUAUGCAAGCACAAGUUGGACCAGUUGGAACGAGAGGACCUCCCGGUCCUCCUGGACCUCCUGGACCCCAAGGAUUCCAAGGACCUCGUGGAGAAACUGGUGAUGGUGGUGCACCAGGCCCUGCUGGCCCAGUUGGGCCUAGAGGUAUUCCUGGAUUACCCGGUAGGGAUGGAGAACGAGGCCAUGAUGCAGAACCAGGACAACCGGGUACUAUUGGUCCUGCUGGACCUAGAGGUUUACCUGGAAUGCCAGGUAUACCAGGAAUGAAGGGUCACAUAGGUUUCCCUGGCAUCGACGGAGCAAAAGGUGAACAAGGAGCAAUCGGCGAAAAGGGAUCUAUUGGGUCUCCUGGUCAACCCGGUAUUACUGGUUCAGUAGGUCCUAUUGGUGCACGGGGAGAAAGAGGCAGGGAAGGACCACCUGGACCACCAGGAAUUCGAGGUGCUGAUGGUUUACACGGAGCUAUUGGUCCUCCAGGAAAUAUUGGGAAAGCUGGUCCACCAGGGUUUCCGGGUUCAGUUGGUGCAAAAGGAGAUCUAGGAUUACCAGGACCUAAGGGUAGUUUUGGUUUGCAAGGACCAAGAGGGGAAUCUGGAAAAUCUGGCGAAUCAGGUGAACCAGGUAUUCCAGGAACACCAGGAAAAGAUGGUAAUCAAGGAGAAAAAGGCAGUCCAGGAGCUAGUGGACCUAUUGGUCCAUCUGGUUUUCCAGGACCUCGAGGUGCUCCAGGAGAAACAGGUAGUGUCGGACCACCUGGCAUAAAAGGAGCUGAUGGAUUAAAUGGCGAGCGUGGUUAUAAAGGAGAAGCAGGAAUAAAGGGUGAAACUGGAGCUCCUGGCCCAAGAGGAUUACCUGGUAUUGAUGGGCCGGAAGGAAAACGAGGCAGAAAAGGUUCUGAAGGUCCUCGAGGACUAACCGGAAUUCAAGGCGAACGCGGUAUUCCCGGUGAACGUGGAUUACCAGGUCCAGACGGAUCACCAGGCACCAAGGGAUCACUUGGUGAUCGAGGAUUAGAAGGGCCUCCCGGUUCAAAAGGUGCUGUUGGUGAUACUGGACGGCCGGGCAUGACGGGUCUUCAAGGUUUGAGUGGAUCUAUAGGUAAACCAGGACCUCCAGGAAAGUCUGGACCACCAGGUGAACGUGGUAUACCUGGUGCAGAUGGAAAGGUUGGAGAACCAGGAUCACCAGGUCUGCAAGGUUUACCAGGACCAAUAGGUCCACCAGGUGAUAAAGGUUUAACUGGAGUAACAGGAGCAGCUGGUGAAGUCGGACCCCCGGGUGCACCAGGUCCCAGAGGUGAUUCAGGAAAAGAAGGACCUCCAGGCAAUGCUGGUAUACCUGGUAAGCCAGGGUUGGACGGGGAAAGAGGAGCAGUUGGCCCACCGGGAUCCAUUGGUUCUCAAGGUGUACCCGGAGUACCUGGGAACCCGGGUCAGCCUGGUAAAGAUGGCGAACAAGGUCAACAAGGACCAGCAGGAAAACAUGGUGAAGCAGGAACUAGAGGUGAACGUGGAUUUCCUGGCGAGAGAGGCCCUAUAGGUCAUUCAGGACUACAAGGAGUUAAAGGAGAACCAGGAGUUGCUGGUCCUGAUGGGCCAACUGGAUUACAAGGUAUUAGAGGUGACAAAGGACAUUCAGGAUCACCAGGUUUAAUGGGUAUACCAGGGUUGAGAGGUGAACAAGGACUACCUGGUUUAAAAGGAGAACGAGGUUCUACUGGAACGCAAGGAUCAUCCGGUUCACCGGGUCCUGCUGGCGAAAGAGGACCUCAAGGAUUUGUUGGUCCAAUUGGUCCACCUGGUGAACCAGCCGAACGAGGUGAGCCCGGAUCUACAGGACCUCCAGGAGAGCCCGGCGCACCAGGCACACCCGGCGAGAGAGGGUCAUUUGGACCUCAAGGUGUUCAAGGUUUUCCUGGGUCACCGGGGUCAGUAGGUAUGCCAGGUCUAAAAGGCGAUAGAGGAGACACAGGUAUGAAAGGAGACCAAGGAAAUACCGGAUCAAUUGGAAAAAUGGGAGAAUCUGGUCUUCCUGGUGCCAUGGGUUUAAUUGGUCCAAAAGGUAGUCGUGGAGAUCAAGGUAAUAAAGGAGAUAUGGGAUUAAUGGGAAUACCAGGCAGAGUUGGAGAACGAGGACCACUGGGAUAUCCUGGGCCGACUGGACCUCCAGGACCACCAGGUUUGAUUGGAGCAAAAGGAUGGCAAGGUGAACCGGGAAAACAGGGUGUGCCAGGAAAUGUUGGAGCACCAGGUUUACGCGGAUUAGAUGGCCCCAAAGGUGAAACUGGUGCAGAUGGAGCUUCAGGACCAGUAGGACCAAUUGGUCCACAGGGAGCCGUAGGAGAAAGGGGACUGAUAGGAGUUCCAGGCAGUCAAGGACCAAUAGGAAUGCGAGGAACACAAGGUCUACCAGGUGAUAAAGGAUCUCCAGGAAAACCAGGAUCAGAUGGUUCACAGGGAGUUCAAGGUUUAGCUGGACCUCCAGGUUCUCCGGGACCUCAAGGUGAAAGAGGUCAAGAUGGAGCUACUGGUUUACCUGGAGCCCCAGGAAUCAGCGGAAGGCCAGGAGAUAAAGGCCCACCUGGAUCACCUGGUAAUCUAGGUAGUCCAGGUUCACCAGGAAUGAUUGGUCCACAAGGCUUACCUGGUCCAACUGGAAACCCAGGUGAACGAGGUUUACGCGGUGAAAAUGGUCCACAGGGUGUAGAAGGACCUCCUGGCCAAAGAGGUAAAGCAGGACCUCCCGGAGUUCAAGGAGAAAAAGGAGAUAAAGGAGACAUAGGCCCUGAAGGAAUGAAAGGUCAUAAGGGCUUAAUGGGCUUACAGGGACUACCAGGUGCCCCAGGUGCUGAUGGUCAAAAGGGUAAUAAUGGGUAUCCUGGACCUCCUGGACCAGUUGGUGAACAAGGAACAAAAGGACCCCCCGGACAAGAUGGAAAUCCUGGAUUACAAGGUUUAGUGGGACAACCUGGUCCUAGGGGAUUAACUGGGGAACGAGGUCCUGAUGGAAUACCAGGAGCAUCUGGUUUACCUGGACCACCUGGACCUCCAGGUGAAGCAUUGGCAUAUGACAUGGCUGCACUAACAGCUUUAUUAACACAAGGACAUAGCAAGGGACCAAAUGAUGGUACGCAUCAAGAUCAACCUGACAAAAUGUCAGAAACAGAGAGACGCGAAUUAAUAUUCAAUGCAUAUAAAAAAUUGAAAACGUCAUUUGAGAAGUUUAAGAAACCGAACGGUGAAAAGGAUAACCCAGCCAAGACAUGUAAAGAUUUAUAUGCUGCUUAUCCCGAUCUUGAAAGCGGAGAAUAUUGGGUGGAUCCCAAUGAAGGAGAUGUUCGUGACGCGGUACUCGUACGAUGCGAUCAGAUUACAAAGAGCACAUGUGUAAAACCCCAACCAGAUCAUAUAGGUCCAAUAGAUUUUGAAAAUAGAAAUCCUCAACCAGAAAUUUGGUUAUCUGAAUUUGGAUAUACUGGACAGAUAUCAUACAAAGCUGAUAGCAAUCAAAUCAGUUUUUUACAACUAUUGUCAGAAUCAGCUAGUCAGAAUUUAACAUACCACUGUAAAAAAUCGAUUGGCUAUUUUGAUGCUGAAAACAGAUCAUACAAAAAAGGAUUGAAAUUAGUUGGAUUUAAUGAUGCCGAUAUUACACCAAGAGGCAAUCCAAAAAUGAAAUACACUGCUAUUGAAGAUGAAUGCAAGACUCGGUCACAAGAAUGGAAAAAAACUACAAUUUCAUAUACAACUGAUCGGCCAUCUCGCUUACCAAUCGUAGAUGUUGUUCUACGAGACUUUAAUGAAAUUGGCCAAAGUUUUAGCAUACAUUUGAGUCCAGUGUGUUUUGUAUAAAUAAAAAAAAACAUUUAUUAA